Aspergillus alliaceus is the source of this 1308-nucleotide messenger RNA. RefSeq lists its product as uncharacterized. NCBI's taxonomy places the organism in Eukaryota, Fungi, Ascomycota, Eurotiomycetes, Eurotiales, Aspergillaceae. The record is from RefSeq and is a predicted model, not a curated record. The transcript has 2 exons. The coding region runs from base 1 to 1308 and encodes 435 amino acids.
AUGGCGGCGACUAAGGAUUCCGACUUGCUCAACAGCACACCCAUCAGGACCAAGGAAUACGAUUCGUAUCCUUGGGAACUACUUAAAGACCACCAACUUCGGUCCCACCCUACUGAAUGCAUUCCGGUCUUGUCUUCUGCUGUAGCGGGAUGCUUGGCUGUAAUGAGAAGGCGAUGGACGGAGCGCGUUUUCCCGCUGGUUUGCCUGUUUCUGAUGUUCCUGAUGGUGGUUCAGUUUCUGGCGGCGCUGCCGUAUGGGCUGUCAUACAUCUUCUUGCGCAAUGGGAACGAGGGCAAGAAAGGGUUUGCUCAAUGGCCCGCCGAGUUCAGUAAAGAACCGGGCACUUGCAUUCUUCAUAAUCCACAGACACAUGACCCUGUUCAAGAUGCUAUUGAUGCUGGAUGCUCGGGAGUCAGGGUGGAUAUUCGGGUGCACGAGGACGAACUUAUGAGCAGUCCGAUGUCGGGUCAAGGGGCGUCGGAUACACUGCACAGUCUCUAUCUUGAUCGUCUCUUAACAAGGUUAGAUGCCAGAAACUCUGCAGAGAUUUCGCCAGCAUCUAGCGACGGGCCUGGCCUAAUGGGCCUGCUUGAUGAUGAUCCAGCACUGCCGCUCACGAUACUCCUGCAGUUUCACACUUUGGUGCAAACGGUCUGGCCGCGGCUGGUUUCGCAACUCAUGCCGUUGAAAGAGAAGGGCUACCUUUCUCAUCGAACAGGAACACAGGUUGUUCCUCGCCCUGUCACCAUUGUUCUGACGGGCCUGGACGCGUCGGACUUCGUCGACAUUAUUGGAUCUGGCCCUGACGACAUCCUGGACAGUAUCAUGCUUGAUAUCCCUCUUGAGCGAUUAGAAAAGGAAGGUUACGACUCCAUGUCAAACUUAUCAGGGCCCUUCCAUGGUUCUAGGAGCCAUGCAUCCGCGCAGUCCGAUCUGGACCCAGAGAACAGAUUAACUCCCCCUCACGAGCUCUAUCAGCUGCUCACCGCGACUGUGAACUUCACUAGGUCCAUCGGCCUCCCUCACCGUGGUGGACGAUUCUCUGCGCAACAGAUCGAGCGCGUUCGCGCCCAAGUGCAAGCGGCUCAUCGGCGCGGUCUUCGCAUCCGUUAUGAGGGGAUCACUUGCUAUCCACUACCGCUGCGACGGAUGAUCUGGCGGAUCUUGGUCCACGAAGGUGCUGACCUGAUUGAGAUGGAGGGGAUGGGAGAUGAAAUCCCUUGGUGGAGACGAUUCUUGCUGGCCCGAGAGAUGGAAUGUCACGGUCGAAGAGAAGGUACACGCUCAAGGACUGAUAAAUUUGUAUAG